Artibeus jamaicensis (Jamaican fruit-eating bat) is the source of this 2986-nucleotide messenger RNA. RefSeq names its product Rho GTPase activating protein 1 (gene ARHGAP1). Gene Ontology annotation, cellular component: cytoplasm. Gene Ontology annotation, molecular function: GTPase activator activity. The transcript is spliced from 13 exons. Gene Ontology annotation, biological process: negative regulation of endocytic recycling; small GTPase-mediated signal transduction. The coding region runs from base 156 to 1466 and encodes 436 amino acids. The record is from RefSeq and is a predicted model, not a curated record. NCBI's taxonomy places the organism in Eukaryota, Metazoa, Chordata, Mammalia, Chiroptera, Phyllostomidae.
GGUUGGGGAGUGAGGAGACAGGGAGGGGGUGGUUCUCGUUCUACAGCGGAGCCGGAUGUUUGCCGAGCUUUGACAGGCGUGGCAAAGGGAGCAUUGCCGGACCAGGGUUUCCCUUCAGGUUCUGUGGGGUGAAGCUGUGGGGCGCAGGCUCGGCCAUGGACCCACUUUCAGACCUGCAGGACGACGUGACCUUGGAUGACACCAGCCAGGCUCUGAACCAGCUGAAGCUGGCAUCCAUCGAUGAGAAGAACUGGCCGUCGGAUGAAAUGCCCGACUUCCCCAAGUCAGAUGACUCUAAAAGCAGCUCCCCAGAACCUGUCACUCACCUGAAGUGGGAUGACCCUUACUACGACAUUGCUCGGCACCAGAUUGUGGAGGUGGCAGGAGAUGACAAGUAUGGCCGGAAGAUCAUUGUGUUCAGUGCCUGCCGAAUGCCCCCGAGCCACCAGCUGGACCACAGCAAGCUCCUGGGGUACCUGAAGCACACGCUGGACCAGUACGUGGAGAGCGACUACACACUGCUCUACCUGCACCACGGCCUGACCAGCGACAACAAGCCCUCGCUCAGUUGGCUCCGAGACGCCUACCGGGAGUUUGACCGCAAGUACAAGAAGAACAUCAAGGCCCUGUACAUCGUGCACCCCACCAUGUUCAUCAAGACGCUGCUCAUCCUCUUUAAGCCCAUCAUCAGCUUCAAGUUUGGGCAGAAGAUCUUCUACGUGAAUUACCUGAGCGAGCUGAGUGAGCACGUGAAGCUGGAGCAGCUGGGGAUCCCUCGCCAAGUGCUCAAGUACGAUGACUUCCUGAAGUCCACACAGAAGAGCCCUGCCACGGCCCCCAAGCCCAUGCCGCCGCGGCCCCCUCUGCCCAACCAGCAGUUUGGGGUCUCACUGCAGCACCUCCAGGAGAAGAACCCAGAGCAGGAGCCCAUUCCGCUAGUGAUCCGGGAGACCAUUGCCCACCUACAGGCCCAUGCUCUCACCACGGAGGGGAUUUUCCGGAGGUCCGCCAACACCCAAGUUGUGCGGGAAGUGCAGCAGAAGUACAACAUGGGGCUGCCUGUGGACUUUGACCAGUACGAUGACCUGCACCUGCCAGCGGUCAUCCUGAAGACCUUCCUUCGGGAGCUUCCUGAGCCCCUGCUCACCUUUGACCUCUACCCCCACGUGGUGGGCUUCCUCAACAUUGACGAGAGCCAGAGAGUGGAGGCGACGCUGCAGGCCCUUCAGACGCUGCCCGAGGAGAACUACCAGGUGCUGCGCUUCCUCACUGCCUUCCUGGUGCAGGUGUCUGCCCUCUGUGACCAGAAUAAGAUGACCAACACUAACCUGGCCGUUGUCUUUGGCCCUAACCUGCUGUGGGCCAAGGAUGCUGCCAUCACUCUCAAGGCCAUUAACCCCAUCAACACCUUUACCAAGUUCCUGCUGGAUCACCAAGGGGAGUUGUUCCCUAGCACUGCCUCCUAGGGGCUCUGAGCCCAGCCCCUGCCCACCAGCCCCCCUCUCUGAUCGCCCCAGUGUGGACCCUUCCUCCUGGCAUUGGGGAGCCCAGGGCUCCUGCCCAGGACGGGGUCUUGAGGCCCCGGGAGAUAGAAGCUGGAGCCAGCCAUCUGAGCCGCUCCUCCCCUCCUUUCCAGCCCACCUCACCGGCCCUGGAGGCCUCCCUGUGACCACGAGACAUUUUUCUUGGCCUUAUACUUUUGCCUUCUUGGAUCCCUGGUUCCUGCGGGGCUGUGCAGAGCUGGCCUUGGCUCUUACAGUGAGAGGACUGGCCCCCGCAGUCCCUUUUCUGCUUUCUCCUGCCUCUUUCCCUGGCAAGUGCAGAUGCCAAAUCACUGCCGGCUGGGAUGUAGCUGGGGCUGGUCUGCCCCUCCUGACUGCUGGGGAGUGAAAGGCCGAGCUGGCUUCACAGCCCUGCUGAGGCCCCUCCCUGUCCAGGGGAAGGCCUGGGCACAGAACCCUGCUUCUAUCCACCCUUCCAGCGGCUCGGCCUUGGCUGUUUCCACAGCUAAGGAAUUACAGGCUAGAGUUGGCUUCUGUUGCUGCCUUCUUUUCCACAGAGCCUGGUCAGCCUUUUCCAAGUGGCACCGCCCCCAGGACAUUCUGACCCCUGCUUCUGCCAGGCUUGGCAGCUUGGGUGACAGGGCUGGGUCUGAGCACCCAUUUGAGAUAGGGGCCACUCCCACCCAAGGGACCCCUAGUGCCUGAUCAGACAGGCAGGCUCAGCCUCCAAGCCUGGUCUCUGGAAGGUUUCUGGGCCUAAGGCUCAUGUGGUCCUGUCUGUUGUGGAGUCACACUGGCCUCUGCUCUGGCUGGAGGUGACCCGGUGCCUCAGGAACUGGGGUGGCUCUUUCCUCCUGCUGGGAACACCUGGAGGGACUGGGUGGAGAUUUUGCUAAAAGUUAGAUUGACCAGGGCCCCGGUGUCUUUCAGAAAACCCGGGCCCCCAUGAUGAUGGCUGCCCCUCACUGCAGUUGUGUCCUUUAGCAUUACACUCCUUGGUGAACUCUGGCAAUCCCCAGCUCCCCCGCCCCUGCAGUCUUGACCUCUGGCAGUAGGGAAACUCCUGCACAGUGGCCCUGUCCCCACAGCCUUGGCCAGAGCCUGUACUGUGUGGGUCCUCACUGACCAGCCCACCUCCAUUUGGGAGCUGGGUGGGACCUGGGCCCAACCUCACUGGGCUCGCUCCCCAGGACCUGGCACGGCUGCUGGUCCUAUCAGUCCCUGCGUCUCUAGCUUGGGUAAAGGCCUCCGCUUUCCGCCCUCCUUUGCGUAACAGAUGUUCACGCAGCCCCGCUGACUGGGGAGCCAGUGGAUCUAUGUGGUCUUUCCCCUGCCCCCUGCCCCCUGGUCUGCACCUGGGAGGUGUGGGGGCCUGUACUGUGAAUCAAGUGUUCACAUUCACACUUAAUGAAUUCCUUGGCACCAAUCAUGUAUUUCACCUUUGCACUUUUUGUAUUUCAAUAAAAAUGGAGAUAGAAACUGCC